This is a messenger RNA of Kuraishia capsulata CBS 1993, 609 nucleotides long. RefSeq lists its product as uncharacterized. The record is from RefSeq and is a predicted model, not a curated record. Bases 1 to 609 code for a protein of 202 amino acids. NCBI's taxonomy places the organism in Eukaryota, Fungi, Ascomycota, Pichiomycetes, Pichiales, Pichiaceae. The transcript has a single exon.
AUGAUAUCACCAUAUGCGGCAUACGCAUUUGAUUCGUUAUUUGCGCGAUUGACACACAAAUCGCCUAUAGGUCUAUCCCGGCUGAAAGCACUGUGUGGGGUUGAGGAACAAGACCAACACUGCCCCCUUUUCGUGACUUGGAACACUAUCACCGAUGACGCAGAAGACAAGAGUCUGAGAGGAUGCAUAGGAAACUUCGGCAAUUUGGAGCUGGAAUCGGGGAUUAAAGAAUAUGCUCUGAUAGCCGCACUGGAAGAUACGAGGUUUGAGCCGAUUGUUCCAGAAGAACUACCUUCUUUAGAGUGUGAUGUGACUUUGCUUAAACAUUUUGAAAAGGCCGAUAAUCCACUGGACUGGGAAUUGGGAAAACACGGAGUAAGGAUCAGCUUCAGUUCUAGUCAUCAACAGUUCUCGGCCACUUUUCUCCCUGAUGUUGCUGUUGAACAGGGCUGGGAUAAAAAUGAGACCUUGGAUCAUUUGGUGCGCAAAGCCGGAAGCAGAGGUGACUGGAGAAAUCUGGAUAUAAUUUUGACAAGAUACCAGGGAAUCAAGACCUCCAUAACAUAUGGCGAGUACGUCACGCUGAGGGGUCAGCUUGGGCUGAAGUAA